Saccostrea cuccullata (small rock oyster) is the source of this 1640-nucleotide messenger RNA. RefSeq names its product E3 ubiquitin-protein ligase Trim36-like. The coding region runs from base 33 to 1640 and encodes 535 amino acids. The record is from RefSeq and is a predicted model, not a curated record. The transcript has 2 exons. NCBI's taxonomy places the organism in Eukaryota, Metazoa, Mollusca, Bivalvia, Ostreida, Ostreidae. Gene Ontology annotation, molecular function: zinc ion binding.
CGAAGCGUUAAGAAGUCACUAUAUCUGUUAACAUGUCUGAAGUAGGUGUAGGAGCUCAAGCUCCAUUAAUAACGUGUUCCGACUGUUGUGAACCUUUUGUGUGUACAUGCUCUCUAUGUGACACUAAACUGUGUAGAAAACACAUGAAUACUCACAUGGAUACAGUUCACAUGCUAUCUGACGGUGCCACCGAUAACACAAAAUGCCCUAUUCAUUCACAAAACUCUCUUAAAUGCUUCUGUAGAACUUGUAGCCUCCCUUUAUGCUAUGAGUGUGUUACGGAUGGCGGCCAUGUUUCCCAUGAAAAAAGUGAUCUAGAGGCUAUUUUGGAAUUCUUUAAGGAAGUAAUUGCCAAUGAAAAUCAAGAAUUAAUGAAUCACAUAAAGCCAUUUUAUCAAAAGGUACUGGAUAAUACAGAGGAAAAUCUGAAGAAAAUGGCGAUGAGCUGUAAAGACGUGAAAAAGGCCAUCAGACAGAUGGGAGAAUUUUUGAAUAAAGAAAUUGAGAAGGCAGUUGAAAAUUUAUGUCAGACUAUAGAUAAAAAAGAAAAGGAAGAAACAGAACAGCUUCUGAGUCAAAAAGAGACGUAUUCGAAAAGAAUUCACCAAAUAGAUGAUACUGUUGCAAACAAUGAGCAGUUGAUGACUUCCAAAAAUCCUGUGGAUAUAGCAUCUUUUACCUCGAGCACUGCUUACUUUCAUGUGAACCCUAGCCUAGUGAAAGUACAGUUUCCUCAAUUCACACCAAAUGAAAACUGCAAAAUGAUUCAAGAAACAAUUUUGGUACUUUUAGGAAAUUUUACUUUCCAUGCCCCAGACUGUGAGGUGCCUGAUUUAGUAUUUGACAAUGCUAAAUGUGUGGAAAUGCAACUCCUAGAGAAACCAAAGGUUCUGAAAAGUCUCAAAAAUGAAUUUCCUGUCGAUAAAAAUAAUCACAAAUUAUACAAUUUGUCUUGCAUAACCUCGGAUGAAGCUCUCAUUGGUGGAAACAGCAAAUCACUUUUCUUAAGGAAAUGUUCUUCCGAAGUUUCUAAACAGUUCCAGACUGUCGAAAUUACUUGUGAAGGUCUCCAUUUUGUGGUAUCAUCCAAAGGGAUUCUUUUUUACUCAGACAAAACGGAUAGGUCUAUUAAAAGGAUUGCCUCAAAACAAAUUUCUACUUUCCUGAAAUUUGAAAAACUGGAACCGAAAGGAUUAAGCCUGACCUCCUCUGGUCAUUUGCUUGUCUGUCUUUACCGACGAAAUGGGUCCAAGGUCGCGAGAUACAAUAAAACUGGACAGAUUGUACAAGAAAUCCAAUACAAUAGCAACCAAACGCUACUCUAUGAACAUCCCAAGUUUAUAUGUUGCAACAGGAAUGGAGAUAUUUGCACAGUAGACUAUGCAAAACGAACCGUUAUUGUCGUUGAUCAAUUUGGUAUCAUGAAAUUUUCCUAUACUGGUCGCAGUGUUCUCGAAAAAGGCCAAACAUUUAGCCCUUGUGGUAUAGCUACAGAUCAUCUAUGCAACAUUUUAAUAACCGAUCUUGAAAACAACAAGAUUCAUCUUCUUGACAAAUAUGGGAAGUUUAUUCGUUUUUUGGAACCAGAUACUGGGAUAAGGAGUCCAAGAGCCAUCACUUACUCGAUUACAUGUAGGUGA